CUAACACUCUCGAGUCAUUCGUUAAAAUACCUGGCAAGACCAAAUCUUUGCUCGUUGAAGAUGUAUCUAAGUCGGACUCAAUUUUGGAGGCUAUCUUUCAACGUAUUGACUCUCUUGGUGAGAAAAUAAUCGAAAAACCCACAUCAAGCGCUUGCUGUUGUGUUUCAUCCAAAGAAAAGAGUCAGAGUUUAGCGACGGAGUCUUAUUUGAUGACGGCUAGAAAUGUGGCUACUCUUAAGUCAUGCACAUCUUUACUUGCUAUUAGCCAGAAUUCAUCCAUCAUAAUCGAAGAGGGAGAGGGAGCAAGCUGCAAAGUGUAUUGCAGUGUAUGCAGGGCUGCAUUUGGAUUGCAGGGGAAAUUUGACCAUGGCAGAGUAAUGGAAUCUUCAAGGGAAUUCUGCCGUGGCUUCCGUGUUGAGUCGACUGAACUUUUGUCCUCGGAAACUCAGCGCAGAAAAUUCUAUAGCAUCCGUCGAAAAAUUGUCGACCAUCUUCUCGGUGCAUCAUCAAGUGGCGACGCUCACAUUCAAGCUGUUCUUGAUUUUAAGAAUAAAACGGAGGAGCAAAGCCGAGUACAGAAAGUUGCGGUCUCUCAUGUGUCUGCAGCCUUGGCAUGCAUCAAGAUGAAGUCGGCAGGAGUGAACUAUGAGAAUAUCAUAGCACUCCUAGCGGGUCUCGGUGUGGAUGUGGGGACACUCCAGCAUUCUCGGUAAGCAAUAUUCUUUUUGCUUAGGAAAUCAUUUUGCAGCAUUCAAAAUUCAGCUUAUUUAUAACUAAGCAGUGUUUUCUCCAACCUUAAUAAAUAUAUAAUUAUUGAAGUAACAUUUUAGGCCCCUUUUUUCGUGAACCAUUAUUUCAAUCAUAAGAUGUGUUUUUGAGCUAAAUGCAUUUCAUCUAAGAAAAUAUCAUUUGAAGUAGUGGAAAGUAUUCGAAAUAAUAAUAUACGAGUAAAAUCUCUAAACUUGCAGCAAACAAGUGAAGCCUCUUUGCGAAGCUUUACUUGGUCAGUGUCGCCUAGGUAU
Hyalella azteca is the source of this 1022-nucleotide messenger RNA. RefSeq lists its product as uncharacterized. The record is from RefSeq and is a predicted model, not a curated record. The coding region runs from base 210 to 713 and encodes 167 amino acids. The transcript has 3 exons. Lineage: Eukaryota; Metazoa; Arthropoda; Malacostraca; Amphipoda; Hyalellidae.